Molecule: messenger RNA, 6366 nt
Organism: Anopheles maculipalpis
Lineage: Eukaryota; Metazoa; Arthropoda; Insecta; Diptera; Culicidae
Exons: 8
Coding region: 1-6366 (2121 amino acids)
Biological process (GO): signal transduction
Source: RefSeq, a predicted model, not a curated record
AUGGUGAUCCAGUGGAAGCGGUUUUGGCAACCGAUUUACCUACUGUUAGUUUUUAAAACAAUUACCGUGACUAGUGCUAAUAGUUUAGAGGAUUUGUACGAACAAAAACUCGCUCACCGCCCUGAACCUGCUGAUGAUGAAUUUGAGUCACUAAAAGAAAUCUAUCGACAAAACUUGAUACAAGACUAUGCGGAAAGUAUUGCCAACCGACGAGUUGAGUUUGAACAAAUCCUAGAACAAAGAAUACAAAGCUUCCUUCGUGAAAGUACAGCACACAAACAGGCCGAUGGGAAAAGAAUGCGCCGUGAUGCGACCGACGCUGAUGCGGCCAUCGAAGCGGACACUGCAGAAGCACGACAGCUUUAUCUGAAAGGAUUUCGGGAACGGGGUCAAGUGCCGGUAAAUUUCCCGAUUGACAUUUGUUUGCUUCGGGUCGGAAAAUCUAUCUUUGCUGCGGCCCUUCACCAAAGCGAAACUAGCAAUCGGACGAUGAAUGCCACAGCUGUAUCGUUUUAUCGAAGGGUGAAAGGUAAAUUUGAAAAAUACCACGAACAUCAAACCGUUACUGCACGUCACUUCGAUUGUGUAUCGAUUGCUCACCUUGGAUUUGUGGCGGUGGUUAAUUAUCACGAUCAGGAGCUAGUCGUGUUCGCGGAAGGAUCGCCCGUCUUUCAGAUCCACGAGGAUGGUAAAACAGAGAUCGUGCAAACCUUUGGCCAGCCAAACCAGAACACAGUACACCUGUGGGUACACGGGAAGCACGUGUAUCUAGCGCACACGUACAUCAAUCUGGACGAUAGCCGAUCAAACGACUGUCCGCUUUACCGGUGGGCUGGCUACUAUUUUGACGUGGUCGAUCAUAUGCCGUGCUACAAUUCGGUCCACAUUGAAGCAUUCUCGAUCGAGCAGCAAAUGUUUGUUGCAGUCGCUAAUCAGAUGUCUCCAGUCCAAGGAAAGGAUACGUUUUCCGAUAUCUUUCUACUGAAUCCGGAUACGCAAAAGCUCGUACUACAUCAGCGGAUCUACAUUUACUCCGUGUCGGAUAUAGCGUACUUUUUCUUCGAAGCACGUGAGCGAAGGGAACAUUUCCUCGUAACUGGCAAUUCACACGAGGUCGACGGUAGUAAGGAUGGUAGUUCUUCCGGCACGAGUGGAAACAGCAGAACGCGCAACGUAGAUCAGAAUUCGAUCGUUUACAAGUUUGUCGAUGGAUAUUUUGUGCCGUUUCAAAAUUUGGAACUUAUCGGUGUGAAAAUGUUCCUUCCGGUUGUGCAUGAAAAUGGAGAGUUUCUUUUGCUCGUUCUCUGUCACGACCAGCCCCUACUGAUCUACGAGUACGAUGGUUGGAAAUUUGUCCCUUCGCGAAUCGAUUACACCGGUGAAGCAUUUGCUGCCGGCGUGUCCCAUAUGCGCGUUUAUCGACACAUUGUAAAUGCAAGCGUAAUUGUAAUUGCCAACAGUAAUUUGUUUGGAAAGUCGAUAAACCUUUUCACCCCACAGUACGGUGUGCAGAACGAUUUGCGACAGGUGUAUGCACACUUCAUUGAAUGGUGUGAACGUAUGCACGAACAGAUAGCGCAGGUUAAUCUGGAGCAGUUGUACAAUCAGCUGAUCAGUUUGCCAGACAAUUCCGCGGAUGGGGCACGCAUCGUUCAGAAGGAUUUAGAAAUGCAAGAUUCGUCGGUAGGAUCGAUAAGUACGAAAUCGAUUCACACUAAACAUCUGCUCGUCGAUGAUGCCAUGCUGUCGUACGUGAUCGAGGUAAACGAGUACGUGCAGCGGGUGAAGGAAAAGAUGGAUUUGGUCGAACAGACGAUCCAUGGCAGUGUGCUAACAAAUGACACCGUGCGUUGGAAUGGUGAUCUGGCCGUUUCGGAGCUUAUAGCUCCGGCCGGCCAGAUGAAGCAGCUCGAUGUGAAGGUGCUGAACAAUGCAGCUCACAAAACACGCCACACGGAAGCUCAGAGAGGCGAUGUGGUCGAGAAUGAUACGAUCGUGGUAGAUCGUCUGAUAGUGGAUCGUAUUAGUGAUGUACAAUUCUUCAACGGCCAUGCAGCAGAAAGUUUACUACUAGUAGACGAUCCACCAGCGAAAUGGAAGGAUUUUUCACUAGCGGCAAAAAAAGUAGUCGUCAGUGGUAAUCUGUUCGUAAACAAGCUGAUCGAUGGUAUAUUCUUUCAUCCGGGCAAUGUACUGUUGCCGAAUGUUAAUCAAAUAUUCAGCGCAAAAAAUUUGAUGGUAAAAGAUUUGAGCGUAAACCGACUGACCAGUAAACGGUUCAACUCUACCGAUACAGUAGCCGUACAGCGAAUGAUGGAUCAAUCCCGCACGUUACUCGCUAAAGCGCGUGGUGCAAUGCCGCAGGAGUAUAGUAGCGAUUUCGAAACCAUCGAUGCGGACCACCUGAAACUAACAGGUCUGUUUAACGAUAUUGAUCCUCGCGUUCUAAGUGAGCAGGUUUUGCACGGACAAGCGCCAGAUCAACAUUUCACUGGCAAAUUAGUUGUAGAACAGAUAAUAGCGCAAAAUGUGGCAAUUGUUGAUACCAAACUGUCCGGGGUGGAAAUCGAAAAUGUUGCUCGUACUACCGGUGAUCAGCAAAUGAUCGUUCAGGAUCUACAGUUUGUGCAACCGAUGCUGGUGGACAGUUUGGUCCUGCAGGAUCGUCUUAAUCAUAUUCCCGUAAUGGAGGGCAAGCUACAGGUGCUACAUCUGACGUCCGACGAAGUACAAUCCAUCACCGGUACGAAAACAUUCGACUACGUUACGCUGCUGAAACCGAUCGAACUGCAGGGUAAAAUCGAUGGAGAAAGCUUAAGUAAAAUGAACCCGAUAAUGACAAUUGGAGACGAUCUUGUACUGAACGGUGACUACACGAUAUACGGCAAUGUAACGUUCAACGGGCCACUGUGGGCGCACAACAUCCUAAGCCCCGGAGGUUUACAUCAUCUACACCGACUAGCAACGCACGGUUUGCUCUUAAACAGGGCGCCUCCUCGCGGCCAGGUGAUUAAAUUUCUGCAGCCCGUUUUUGUAGAACAUCUACAAGCGGAUAACAUUAACGAUCUCAAUGUAAAUGACCUGGUACCCCAAACUGCCGGGGAAGUACAAUAUAUUACCGGCCGAAAGACGUUUGUGGCGGAGCUCAAGAUUGACGGUGUGGCGGACGCGAAUGAGAUCAAUAAAGUCGAUCUUAAUCUACUUAAUCGUACAAUAUUGCGCCGAACUGGUCCAGAGCAAACGGUCGAGGGUACGAUACAUUUUGAUACAAUUAUUGCGCCGAUCGUAAACAGUGCAAAUGUACUGUUCGAAUCGAAACGUAUCGAUCGACUACUACGGUUAGACAUUGCUCAGAAUGUAACCGCACCGGUGCGCUUUGAAAAUUGCACCCUACACGUAAGCCGUUCGAUCGUUGCGCAGGAGAUACAUGCGGACAAUCGGUCUACCGUUUAUGGAUACAACUUGGAGCAUCUGCUGCAAGACACACUAACGCUCGAUAAUGCCGAUGAAAGUAAUGUUCCGAGCGCAGCGGGUCUAAAAACGUUCCGAAAUAUUACUAUUGGCCGAUUGGUUUUGCAAGACGGAGCAACGUUGAAUGGAAUACCGGUGGAGAAUUUGAGGCACAUUGUGGCUGCCGGUGAUAAUAGGACAAUCAUCAAAAACGAACCGUACCACUUCCAGAGCGACAUUACGGUAAAUCAUCUUCUGUUCGAAGGUUCCAUAAAUGGUAUACCGAAGGACGCUUUUUGCCGUGCAUGGCUAUUGUACGGUGGCAAUCAAACGUUUACGGUUGGACAAACCUUCGACCAUAUUGUUACGGACCAUCUGUACGUUUCCGGCAAGCUUAACGAAGUAACGAUGGAACAGUUGGUGGAAAAUGCUUAUCGCACUGAUAGGGAGGAGUACAUUGAGCAGGCCGUGUUUCAUCAAGGGAUCGUUACAUACGAACCAUCCACUGUUGGAGGUUUAGUGUCGGGUUUAAAUUUCUCUAGCGACAACCUGCUGAAACAGUCGCCCGAAAUGCAAACACUUGACACGAUGCACUUGUCCGGUGCACUGGACGCCAAAGGGGAAUUGCAUAUUUUGAGCCAAUUAAAUGGUAUCAAUUAUCCCAAAAUGAUGGAACUUUUUAACCCAUCGGAAAGUGGUACCGAAACGGACAGUGCACCGAUCGACAUCGACGUACACGGUAACGUGUACUUCGAGCACGAUCCAACCGUCAUCCAUCUGAACGGACAGAAUGUGCAAAAACUCUAUGGCGAGGUUUGGCUACCACAUCGUCCAACGGUACUAACUGGCCGUUAUCAUUUUGAAAGUGUUGAAUUUCAAAAAGCUCUCCAUUUGAAGGAUCAACCAGUCAAUCAUCUGCGCUGGAACGAUGUGGAGGAACGGUGCCUGAGCGGAAAGCGACCACAAAACAUUACGGCACCCAUAGAAUUUCUGGGCGAGGUGACCGUACGCGCGGGUGCCAUUUUCCAAGCUGUUCAGCUACAAGGAACCCUUAAAAGUACCGAAAGUUCUCUCGGCAUAGAUAUACAAGAAUAUGAUAAAUAUACCCUGCGGCAUCAGGAACCACAAGAAAUUAGUGGAAAAUGGCAGUUCCGUGAGGUUGAGAUACACGGAGAUUUCUAUCCGCAAACUUUAAACGGGUACAACGUAGAAACCGAUUUACUAAGAAAGGAUGUUGCCAUUGGAAACUUUACCGCUUCAAAGCGGUUCCGUGAGCUGCACGUAGAAAGCAUUGUUUGCGCUCCUCCUUGCGUGAUACAGGGUAUUGACAUGGACGAAUGGUACGCGAACGGGUUACGUUUGAGGGGCAAUCAAACCAUAGAAGGAACGCUCCACAUAAACGAUGCCAUCAUAACGGGGAACCUGGAAGUCCUGGGCACGGUGAACGGAAUGCAAUUUGAUGCCGAACACUUACUGCUGAAAUCUUUGCCGCAAAAUGUCAACGGUACUUUGCGGCUUGUGACGAAAUUUCCGAAGGAAAACGUUAUUUUUCCUCUCGUUUUUGAGUCGCUCAAUGUAACAGAAAUUAACGGCAAGGAUGUGGAACAGUUCAUGACAAACGUUGCCCUGAUAAGUCAAAAUCCGUUAAUAGUCGACAUUCCAGUUACGCUAGUCCAGCCAUUAGAGGCGGAAGAAACGAUUCUCGAAGGAGACAUGGUUUUUGGCACAAACGUUACGCAGCUUCUGCUCAGCACCUCCUAUGGGAAAAAUAUCAACGCACUAGCAUCACAGGUACGAUCGCUCAACAGUGUUAACGAUAAGCUGGCACAGAAUGUGUUCGAAAACAGUCCGGUAUUUAGCCAUUUUGACAAAAUUAAACCUUUAGCUGUACAAGCAGUACGCAUGUUUGUACUGACCGUUACGAUCCAUGCUGGACCGAUGGAGUUGGUUGUCGUACACAGUGCUGAACCCAAUAGGCCUUCAACCGUUGACUUUUACCAUUGGAGCGAUAAAAAAUCAAGCCUAGUGCCUGCCAAAUCCUUCCCUCCAAUUGUUGGCCGUGAUCGUACAAUCGUAAAUGUGAAGCGGCUGACCUUAGGCUAUCGACAGCACCUUUUUGUUGAGUUUAUGGAGCAUGGGAGCACCAAUUAUGUGCAACAAAUUUUGGAUUUGAACACUGAAACAUCAAACACGUACAAAUUCAUCCCUCUGUACUUGAUGAAUAGUACCCGAGCCCGAGAUAUCAUCUGGAUGAGAAUAGUAAAACUGGACUGUGUCGUGAUGUACACGAAAGGUAUGGUCGGUUUUGAGGUUCGUUGUUUGCGCGAACACAACCUCGUACACAUACUCGACGUACGACAAAUCGAAGAAACGGUUGUGCCGAUGCAAAUCGUGGCCCUGGAAAACCACCUCGUCGUAUUGGACAACAGAGAACGAAUUCAGGUAUGGCGUGCGACGGCUAGCUACUACCUGAAACUUCACCAAACAAUUACCGUCUCCCAUCCAUCGUACCUCACUGUGGCAAGGUAUGAAAAUCAGCUAAUGCUAGCCAUCAAUUCAGAACACACCCCGAAUACGGCACACCACGGAUCGAUCGAAAUAUGGCGCAAAGCGCUAACCGCCAAUGCUACCUUUGCGCAACACCAGCUGAUAUUGACUAAACUGCCAAAACAGCUGCAAUUUUCGGUAUUACCGUCAAACGAAAUGCUACUGUACACGCUAACGCAAAAUUGGUUGCAUCCCUUGGUAGUGUACCGAUACGAAGGAGUAACCGGAUUCAGAGAAAUACUGACGACGAAUACAAUUCGUCAAAAGGCAAAAAGAAUGUCGGUGCUUAAGAUGCGAUUGGCCCGAAAAGAGAUCGUUGCAAUUGUAGGCCCGGAGUCUACCGAUUUCGUCGAAGUUGUGUUUGUGUAA